Pyrgilauda ruficollis (rufous-necked snowfinch) is the source of this 2084-nucleotide messenger RNA. RefSeq names its product adaptor related protein complex 5 subunit sigma 1 (gene AP5S1). The transcript is spliced from 2 exons. NCBI's taxonomy places the organism in Eukaryota, Metazoa, Chordata, Aves, Passeriformes, Passeridae. Bases 28 to 612 code for a protein of 194 amino acids. The record is from RefSeq and is a predicted model, not a curated record. Gene Ontology annotation, cellular component: lysosome; cytosol; AP-type membrane coat adaptor complex. Gene Ontology annotation, biological process: endosomal transport; double-strand break repair via homologous recombination.
GGGCCGCGGCCGGGCCGUGUGGCCGCCAUGGUGCGGGCGUUCGUGCUGCUGGCGCCGGGCGGGCCCACCGGCCACGCCCCCUGCCGCGUGCUGUACGCGCGCGCCUUCGGGACCCCCCCCGGCGCCGCCCCCGGGGGCCCCCGGCAGCGCCUCCGCCGCAAGGAGCAGCUGCUGGUCGUGGCCAGGCAAGUGGCCUCCCAGUGUCAACUGCUUCAGUCAUCCCUGGGGCGCCCGUCCUCCCCACAGCUUCCCCAGCUGCCCGAUGAGCCGAUGUCACUCCAAGAUGCUCCAGGGGGUCUUUUCCAGAUGCCCCCCGGAGACCCAUUCCCUGAGCGGGUGACAGUAGUCUGGUUGUCAGUGCUGGCCCUCGCCUUCGCCUUGGUUUGUGAGCCCCAAGAGAAUCUGUCGCUGGCUGAGAUGACCCUGCGGCGCCUGGCUCCCCGCCUGCUCCUCUCCAUGCGCCUCCUCGGCCCCGGCGCUGACGUCCUGCUCCGUCCUGAUGCCGCCGAUGGCCUCCUGGACCGUCUCCUGCCCCAUGGGCAGAUGCUUUUUCUCAAUGAACAUUUCCUCCAGGCAGUGGACCGAGAGCUGGGUAUCAAAGUGUCCCGCUGAGCUACAGAUGACAUUCCUGCCUACCACCCCGAGAUAUUUUUGAGGGAUGGGAGACAAGAGAUCUGAGAUGGUCACCAAGCCCCAGUGGGAUGGAUGAGAAACAUAGUUCAGGAAUAAAGAGCAACUAGCCAGCUAAGAGCAGGGUUUUAAUCCAUUUAUCCCCCAACACCAUCAUGGGAGAGCUAAUAGCCAUCCCCAAAGAUCCACCUGGAGCUGGGACAGUGCCAAGUUCCUGCACUGUGUUCCUGCACCAGUCCACGUGCACAUGAUAGCGAGUGGAGGCUACACGUGGCUGUGCAUGGACACUAAAAGAGGGACUCUGGAUUGUGAUUACCCAGCUGGGCACUGUGGGGCACGCAGGUUUCCAUGGCUUUGGGAUGGGACCUUGCCAGGGUACAUGGGGCAAGCAGGGGUGUGCAUCCGGCCCUAAGGCAUUGGGGUCUCUGUGUAGAGGAUUAAAUAAUCAGGCAGUGGGGCAGGGUGUAGCCUUGUGCCUGGCAUGGCAGGGUGCUUGUCCCUAGAUGGUGCUGCUUGGCGCCAGGGGCUCUGUGUGACACCUUGGGAGGUGGCAGGAGCUGGUACCCACCUACCCAGCUCUGCAGGUGCAGUGGGGAGCAGGGUCCUACCUUAGCAGUUUCUGGGUGCUGGGAAGUCCAGGGAGCCAGGAGCUGGCGUGCACAGCUCUUACGCCACUGUGCUGGGAACAGGCUGGGCACUGCCAGGCCGUGCAGAGGGGCUGUCACGGGGCCAGACCCCAAAGUGCUUUCCUUUGUAACUGCACCAGUAAAGCUGGAGCACCUGAGGGUGGUGCUGGGCACUGGGCUUCAGCCAUGGUGGGUCUCUGUCUGUGCCGGGGGAUCUCAGUGUGCGCUGGAGGUGUGGGGGCAUUGGAGCCCACUGUGGCAUCCCACCCUUAAGGGGAAGGGAGCACCGUCUGCACCUUCCCAUGUGAUAGCAGCUGUCACAUACUGCACCCACAACUGGCUUGAAUACAACCAAGAGCCAAAGAGACACAUUAUCCUGGAGAGUUUCAAUGGUGUUAGCAAUUAAUUGUUGAUGAGAAUCAACUGGAAUCUGAAUGUGUGGGCCAUUAUUGUGUCUGCACUGAUAGAAUUCCAGUUGCUGGAUUUCAAUAUCACCUGGUUUAUGGCCAAAAUUCUCUCAAAAAUCAGCCACCUGAAUUGGAUCAAAUGGGAUAGUUAUUUGUGUGUGAUUUUCCUCUCCAUCCUGAGAUCUCGUAGAUUCAGGGGGAGUUGAAGGAGAUAAAGAAUCAUCUUUUCCUGAUUCUCUGUCAUGGGGGUCAUCCUGUAUGUUUCCAUCCCAUGUAAGUCUGCCAGACUUUUCCUGGAACUUUGAUACCGUGGUCACCAUAUAUGGCACUUUUUUGGUAGCAGUUUGCUGACCCUGUCCAUCAUCUGUAUUUCAAUUUUAAAUAAAGGUCAUCAUGUUAUUUCCUCAUCAUCAGAUGAAAA